Messenger RNA from Suillus subaureus, 1586 nucleotides. RefSeq lists its product as uncharacterized. The record is from RefSeq and is a predicted model, not a curated record. Bases 396 to 1247 code for a protein of 283 amino acids. Lineage: Eukaryota; Fungi; Basidiomycota; Agaricomycetes; Boletales; Suillaceae. The transcript has 14 exons.
ACUUGUUGAGCGGCAAGUUCCGAAAUUUGGAAGGCCUAGUCACAUCAGAACUGUUCUAGUACUGAUAGUAACAGGCAUGAUAUUCUGGCUCAGUGACUGUCGAUACCCCGACCUUUGCUCUGGAGUCUGGGUCGACUCAUGUAAAUGUGCUCGGGGUCUACUUCAAUAUGACCGGUGACCUUCCAAAACAGAACAAACAAAUCUCGUAAUCCGUGCAGAUUCUCAGAAUAUCAGCACCACCCUGACUUAAACCCUGAAAACGUACUCGCCCUAAUCGGACGAGAAUAAAAUGCGGAUGGGCCAUCUACUCAUAUGAAAACGUUGCAGUAUUUUCCCAGUCUCUUAGCCCCAUCAUCGCUUGAGGAGCUGAGCACUGCACGUUGAUUGUGUCUAGCAUGCCACUUACUGCUGCUGGCAUCUCGUUUGGCCCCUUGCUCGCAGGCUUUGCCCUUAACACAAUCUUGUACGGCGCGCUGGUCACAUCAGUGCUCUUAUAUUUCUCUUCCUUCAAAAGCGACGGCGCAUGGAUACGACUUCUUGUGUCAGCCCUUUUAUUGUUGUGCACCGCCAAUGUCGUCCUGGAGUAUGUCUUCUUGAAUGGCACUCUCAUCAUCCACUUUGGGGAUCAAUAUGCAUUGUCCAGAGCCAAUUGGGUUUUCUCCUUACUACCUGGCAUCACGGGUGUUAUAUCCACCCUUGUCCAGUUCUUCUUCGCCUGGAGAAUUCGCAUCUUGACGUCCAGUUUCUGGCUAGUUGGAAUCAUCGUCCUUCUCGCGAGUGCUGCAUUCCUUUGUGGCAUUGGAACCACAAUUGCGAUCAAUAUGGUGCCCGUGUUCACGCAGUUUCAUAGGUUCGAAAUCGUAUUUGUCGUUGGCCUUGUCUCUUCUACUUUUGACAACCUCCUGAUUACCGGGUUGCUUGUCCGUUCCCUGAGAGAACAUAAAACUGGAUUCAUGGACACUGACCAUAUCAUCAAAAAGAUAAUACGAGUCGUUCUGCAGACGGGUUUGCUGACAGCAAUAUGGGCCCUUGUUGACCUGGCCGUAUAUAUAGCGCUCACUGAUGGCAUGCAUCUGGUCUUCAAUCAAUCUCUUGCACAAUUUUACACAAUUUCCCUUAUGUCGACGUUGAUAACCCGUCCACGAGACCAUGCUUACACCGACUUCACUGUUGUGAAUGGAGAGCAACCAGAGAGAAGGGUCCGUCAUCUUUUUCUUGGCUCACAAUGCCGAAGCUCCUUUCGAUGAUCAACAGCUAACCAGGAUAUCAGGAUGCCCAAAUUCCCCUUGAAUAUAGAAAUAUUGAUCGGAGAAGAAAUUCUGAGUUGGUUUUUGACGUUGUCAGCCUAAAGAAAUUCGACACGGUACACGAUGCCACGGGCACUCGACAGUGACAUAUAGAAUCCGACAUGUAUCAUGCAUGAUGUCGCACUGUAUUAUUAUGACUACCGCAAGCAUGUAGAUAGACUCAUCUGUUCCAUGUUCAUGACAUUACAUUAACGUUCAUGCAUCCAGACCGAGUAUAUAUUACAUACAUAAUACAUAAGCGGCCUCGUGGAUAAUAUACUUGGCGAUAAGCAAGUGCUU